AUGGCAAUAUACAAUGUUUUCGAACACCUGGUAAGGUGCUGUAACUAUGGUGGAAAACAAUAUGGCCACAAUGACACCAUUUACAACAUUAAGGAUGACAUGGGAAUGUGCUAUUAUGCAGUUUGUAUAAAUGCCACUGUGAUCACAAUACAGAAACCCUGCACAUCAACAGAAACACCAUCUACAACUAAUACAACUACUAGCACAACACCUACUUCAACAUUCACAACUACUCCUACGCCACCUGUGUCAACAGAAACACCACCUACAACUAGUACAAGUACUGGCACAACACCUUUUACAUUUACAAGCACUUCCACUACUACAACUACUCCUACACCACCUGUGUCAACAGAAACACCACCUACAACUAGUACAAGUACUGGCACAACACCUUCAACAUUUACAACCACUUCCACUACUAUAACUACUCCUACACCAACUGUGUCAACAGAAACACCACCCACAACUAGUACAAGUACUGGCACAACACCUUCAACAUUUACAACCACUUCCACUACUACAACUACUUCGACACCACCUGUGUCAACAGAAACACCAACCACAACUAGUACAAGUACUGGCACAACACCUUCAACAUUUACAACCACUUCCACUACUACAACUACUCCUACGGCACCUGUGUCAACAGAAACACCACCUACAACUAGUACAAGUACUGGCACAACACCUUCAACAUUUACAACCACUUCCACUACUACAACUACUCCUACGGCACCUGUGUCAACAGAAACACCACCUACAACUAGUACAAGUACUGGCACAACACCUUCAACAUUUACAACCACUUCCACUACUACAACUACUCCUACGGCACCUGUGUCAACAGAAACACCACCUACAACUAGUACAAGUACUGGCACAACACCUUCAACAUUUACAACCACUUCCACUACUACAACUACUCCUACGGCACCUGUGUCAACAGAAACACCACCUACAACUAGUACAAGUACUGGCACAACACCUUCAACAUUUACAACCACUUCCACUACUACAACUACUCCUACGGCACCUGUGUCAACAGAAACACCACCUACAACUAGUACAAGUACUGGCACAACACCUUCAACAUUUACAACCACUUCCACUACUACAACUACUCCUACGGCACCUGUGUCAACAGAAACACCACCUACAACUAGUACAAGUACUGGCACAACACCUUCAACAUUUACAACCACUUCCACUACUACAACUACUCCUACGGCACCUGUGUCAACAGAAACACCACCUACAACUAGUACAAGUACUGGCACAACACCUUCAACAUUUACAACCACUUCCACUACUACAACUACUCCUACGGCACCUGUGUCAACAGAAACACCACCUACAACUAGUACAAGUACUGGCACAACACCUUCAACAUUUACAACCACUUCCACUACUACAACUACUCCUACGGCACCUGUGUCAACAGAAACACCACCUACAACUAGUACAAGUACUGGCACAACACCUUCAACAUUUACAACCACUUCCACUACUACAACUACUCCUACGGCACCUGUGUCAACAGAAACACCACCUACAACUAGUACAAGUACUGGCACAACACCUUCAACAUUUACAACCACUUCCACUACUACAACUACUCCUACGGCACCUGUGUCAACAGAAACACCACCUACAACUAGUACAAGUACUGGCACAACACCUUCAACAUUUACAACCACUUCCACUACUACAACUACUCCUACGGCACCUGUGUCAACAGAAACACCACCUACAACUAGUACAAGUACUGGCACAACACCUUCAACAUUUACAACCACUUCCACUACUACAACUACUCCUACGGCACCUGUGUCAACAGAAACACCACCUACAACUAGUACAAGUACUGGCACAACACCUUCAACAUUUACAACCACUUCCUCUACUACAACUACUCCUACGGCACCUGUGUCAACAGAAACAUCACCUACAACUAGUACAAGUACUGGCACAACAUCUUCAACAUUUACAACCACUUCCACUACUACAACUACUCCGACGCCACCUGUGUCAACAGAAACACCACCUACAGCUAGUCCAAGUACUGGCACAACACCUUCAACAUUUACAACCACUUCCACUACUACAACUACUCCUACGGCACCUGUGUCAACAGAAACACCACCUACAGCUAGUCCAAGUACUGGCACAACACCUUCAACAUUUACAACCACUUCCACUACUACAACUACUCCUACGCCACCUGUGUCAACAGAAACACCACCUACAGCUAGUCCAAGUACUGGCACAACACCUUCAACAUUUACAGCCACUUCCACUACUACAACUACUCCUACGGCACCUGUGUCAACAGAAACACCACUUACAGCUAGUACAAGUACUGGCACAACACCUACAACAUUUACAACUACUACAACUACUACAACUACUCCUACGGCACCUGUGUCACCUGUGUCAACAGAAACACCACCUACAGCUAGUACAAGACAGUCAAUAUUGGAUCAGAAGCACAUUGGCUCAGGGAUUUGUCUCACCAUGAUCUGCUCCAUAACCUGUGCAAUUCAGAACAGCACUGAGCUAUGUCCGUCACCUAUAUCACCUACACCUGCUCCACAAUAUGACUGUCCUAAAUGGAACAAAACUACUAACGAGACCUUCAGCAUAUCUAACUGCACUAUGGCAAAGUGCAUAAAGGGAGACGUCAUCGAGAUUGCCCCAUUGCAAUGUCCUCUGCUCCAGAACAUCACCUGUGAAAAUCAUCAGCCGACAGUUCUGGUCUAUGAUAAGCGCCAAUGCUGCCAGCAGUAUGCCUGUGAUUAUCCAUUACUGCGUCUUACAAUGAUCAAGUCAUCACACUUAGGAAUCACAUUGGAGGUGCAGAUCUAG
Molecule: messenger RNA, 2868 nt
Organism: Sinocyclocheilus rhinocerous
Lineage: Eukaryota; Metazoa; Chordata; Actinopteri; Cypriniformes; Cyprinidae
Product: mucin-2-like
Exons: 5
Coding region: 1-2868 (955 amino acids)
Source: RefSeq, a predicted model, not a curated record